AAUAAAUUAACAGGUUACACCUGGUUAGCUCUACGACAUUGGUAGGACCAGGCAUUCGUCUGCAAAGCAAAACAAGUUUCUUAUAACAGGGAUUUGCCCUUACCAACAUUGUAGUCUAGGCCAUGUGCAUUUGCAUGGACAUGGUCAUUUCAAACGUUGCAGAUAGACGUAGACUACACAUGGGACCAAACUAUAACAUGACAUUCGAGGUUACUUUUACUUCGAGGUUCAAAAUCCAAGCAACCGUAAAUCGCAGAGCAGACUUGCCUAGACCGAUGUUGAUUGGCGGAUCAUUAGGCUACACCUGCGUUCACUGGGACAAGGAACCCAAAUUUAGAUUGAUUGCAAAUGGUUACAAUCGAAAAAUCGAAUGUGACCUUGAUUUAUAGAUAGGCCUACUAUUUCUGAUGAGAUGUCGCAAAUAAACCCAUCACCAAACUCAAAUCUCGCUGAAGGUUUACCAAUCACAAGUUUGACCCUACUUGUUCUCCUUCUUAUACCGUGCGUAGUUCUUUUGCUACUGUUGAACUGCCUGUUUCUCGGUUACAAAUUCCUAAUAUUAUCCAGGAGAAAAAGAAAACGAGAGGAUUCUGAGAGCACACUUCUACAGUCGACUCACUCGACCCACCAGAGAAUCACCAGAAUAUCUGAAAAACCCUUGUUACCCAAUCAGGAUGGGAAAAGAACAUAUUUGUCCAUGUCGGAACCAAUGUUGGUACCACCCGUGACAUCUUCAAGAACAUCUUCACGGGGAAAGGUUGCUUUGGAUCCGAGAGGGAUUCACUUGUUGCGGCCAAAUGGAACGACAGGAGGAGGAUCGGGGUCUCUGAGGUCCCCCAGCACAAUCCUAGCGACCUCGUCAACAACGCCCAACUCGAGGCCCGACUUGCACCGCAAGUCCUGCAUGUACAGCAAAAGUAAAUGGUGCUGGAGCGCCCCAGUCUUACCGCUUUCCAGUGACUCUGAGACGGAACGGACACACCGUGCGCCCCCCAAUACACCAUGUGUCACAGAAUUAAACGACGCUCUUUCUGGUGUUGAGUUGGGCCAUAUGCGCCGCAGCAGUACAAUGGAGCUGCAGAAUGUAGCGAUCGACUCUCCUGAGCACUUGUUUGACAAGGUCAUGUUUGAGUGCGAGUACGCUAGCAUUCCCCCCGAGGCUUCCUGUAUUGCCGCAUCUGUCAACUGCUCCACCGUGGGGCCGGGACUUGACAGCGACUUUGGUGCAAGUGCAGGUGUCUCUCUCCGGAUCUUGUCCGCUGACAGCGACGGUCUUUGUAACGGGGCCUCUGCCUCGGCCUUGGAGUGGGAUUACUACUACUACGACCCUUGCUACGUCAGACAGAACAACAUACCCAAGCACAAACACCACCGACCUGCAAUGCAUAGCAGGCAGUACUGGGUGUAAGAACGUGGCUUUUUAAGUAAUGUUUUAUUGUAUUAACUAUUUAUUUUGUCUCAAUGUACUUAUUUAUUUUCUAAAAGAAAACCACAUGUUAAGACAUGAACCACAAUCAUUUUAGCACUACCUUUAGUUUGUCAUCUUUGAAAAGCACUCACUUUCUUUGUUGUUUUUACAGUUGUUUUUGACACUUGACAAUCACUUAUAUUCACAUUACUUUUCACAUCAGGUUAAGAUUGUCCCAUGUUUUCUUAAUGAAGCACUUUGUCACAUAUACUUUUAAUAUCCACUGUUGUUGCCUCAAAUGUUUUCUAAACUUCACUGAUAUCAAAUAAAGA
Osmerus eperlanus (European smelt) is the source of this 1740-nucleotide messenger RNA. It is a transcript of the gene hwa, whose product is annotated as huluwa. NCBI's taxonomy places the organism in Eukaryota, Metazoa, Chordata, Actinopteri, Osmeriformes, Osmeridae. Bases 413 to 1408 code for a protein of 331 amino acids. The record is from RefSeq and is a predicted model, not a curated record. The transcript has 3 exons.